Chondrus crispus (carragheen) is the source of this 1392-nucleotide messenger RNA. RefSeq lists its product as hypothetical. Bases 1 to 1392 code for a protein of 463 amino acids. Gene Ontology annotation, molecular function: oxidoreductase activity. Lineage: Eukaryota; Rhodophyta; Florideophyceae; Gigartinales; Gigartinaceae. The record is from RefSeq and is a predicted model, not a curated record. The transcript has 2 exons.
AUGGCGCCGCUCACAGGUGCAUCAAUGUUGGCCGCAUUUAGCUUUGCGACGGGCCCCCCUUUCCUCCGGACAAAGCCUUUGACAGGCGUUGUAAGAUCACGGUGUAUAAUCAAAUGCACUGCUGAGAAACGCGCCAUUGUCGUAGGCGCUGGUGUCGCAGGUUUAUCCGCAGCUCACGCGUUGGGAAAAGCUGGCGUUCCCGUCACUUUGCUUGAGGCAUCUGACGCCGUUGGCGGACGUGUGCGUACAGACGUCGUCGACGGCUUUGUCCUCGACCGUGGUUUCCAGGUUUUUAUCGAGGCCUACCCCGAGUGCCGUCAGCAGCUUCAUUAUGACCAGUUGAAUCUCCAGCCAUUUCUACCAGGGGCGACUAUUCGUCUUCAAGGAGCGUUCCAUACCAUCUCGGAUCCGUUUCGAGCUCCUUUGUUAGCUUUAUCCGGCGUAUUCGCGCCAGUUGGUUCGCUUGUCGACAAGCUACGUGUUGCUUUGCUCCGCACAGAACUUCUGGCCACAUCUGUGUCUGAUAUUCUCGACCCAAACGCACCACACAUAUCUACUGCCGACUAUUUGACCAAAAAGGGCUUUUCACAAGAGUUUGUGCAAGCCUUUUUUCGUCCAUUUUAUCGAGGAAUCUUUCUCUUUCCACUCGCAGACCAGUCGGCUAAGAUGCUCAGGUUUGUGUUCCGGAUGUUCUCCGAAGCUCCAGCCUCACUCCCGGCGAGUGGAAUUGGUGCAGUCGCGGAACAGAUGAGAGAAACGUUACCAGACAACGUGGAUAUACACCUCAACACACCAGUGCUGAGCGUUGACAGCGGAAGCGUACAAACAACGAAGGAAGAACACAGCUCUCCAAUUAUCAUUGUGGCAGUCGAGGGCCCCGCUGCUGAACGACUGCUUGGUGCUCAGAUUCCGACGGCCCGCUCUGGUGGCAGUAUAUGCAUGUACUUCAGUUCGGAAACUCCGCCGCCAAUCGAGCGUCCAAUCCUGGUUCUCAAUGGGGACGGGGACAAAGAUGGCCCGGUUAACAACAUGUUUGUGCCUUCGCAAGUUGCACCAAGUUACGCACCGGCAGGCAAAACUCUUAUUUCAACAACGAUAGUGGAGGACAAACUCAAUCGGAACGAUAAUGAGUUGGAAGUGGCAGUUCGCCAACAAAUGAAGAAAUGGUUUGGUGCGGAGGUGGACGAUUGGUCGCUGCUCAAAGUUUACAGAAUUGCGAAUGCGUUACCCGCACAAUCUCCUGAUUUUUGCUUUGACCAAGAUACGUCAUUGGGAGGGGGCGUUUACGUCUGUGGAGAUCACCGAAACUCACCGACUUUGCAUGGCGCUAUGCUAUCGGGAAGGCUGGCCGCUGAGAAGGCGCUCAGCGAUGCUCAAGUGGCAAGUGGAUAG